Messenger RNA from Homarus americanus (American lobster), 522 nucleotides. RefSeq lists its product as uncharacterized. The transcript is spliced from 3 exons. The record is from RefSeq and is a predicted model, not a curated record. Bases 1 to 522 code for a protein of 173 amino acids. NCBI's taxonomy places the organism in Eukaryota, Metazoa, Arthropoda, Malacostraca, Decapoda, Nephropidae.
AUGGCCAAAGCUGUGCUUGAUGGUGUCAUGCGUCAAAGUCUGCUACACAUCACUUCUUGGCAAAACACAAUGCUUUUUCCUCAUAAAGUGUUGGUUAAUACAACAACUGAUGUGUCAACUAAUACAACAACUGAUGUGUCAACUAAUACAACAACUGAUGUGUCAACUAAUACAACAACUGAUGUGUCAACUAAUGCAACAACUGAUGUGUCAACUAAUGCAACAACUGAUGUGUCAACUACAGUAAUACAACAACUGAUGUGUCAACUAAUACAACAACUGAUGUGUCAACUACAUAAUACAACAACUGAUGUGUCAACUAAUGCAACAACUGAUGUGUCAACUAAUACAACAACUGAUGUGUCAACUAAUACAACAACUGAUGUGUCAACUAAUGCAACAACUGAUGUGUCAACUAACACAACAACUGAUGUGUCAACUAAUACAACAACUGAUGUGUCAACUAAUACAACAACUGAUGUGUCAACUAAUACAACAACUGAUGUGUCAACUAAAUCAUGA